CUUGGACCCGUCUUUUGUGGGUAGAAGGGACGAAGUAGUCCCUGUACAGAUGGCGCUUCGUAGCGUGUGUCACUUAUGCCACCUACCUGGGCAUUUUAUCCAGGAGUGCCCCUUUCGACUCCAGCCGAAUGGUGCUGACAUGGCGGCACGUAUACGUGAUGGAGGAUCGUAUGGAGGUACGAACAGAAACGACUCGGGUGGCAUCCUGCAAGCCCCGGCGCAAGGGGCUAGCACCUCAAGUGCUAUUGUACCCUAUCAAGGGCCGCAAAGCAGGAACGAUGGCGGAAGUGGUUACAACAAUGGGAGUUACAAUAGUGGGAGCAAUAGUUACAAUCGAGGGUACGACAAUAAUCAGCGUUACAAUCGGCAGUGGACGGGAGGCUAUCGGGACAGGGAGCAAGAGAGGGACGAUAAGGUUAAUCGGAUGUACGAUCUGCUUUCAGAGCAGAUGGAAAAACGGGAGCAGUGUAAGCGAGAAAUCGAAAACCAAAAGAGGUUGGAGGAGGAGAAGAAUAAGCUGAAGGAUGAGGAGGAAAAAAGAGCUCAGGCUAUCAAGGAUAGAGAACAACAUGAAGCCAGAUUAGGGAAGAUUGUGAGAACUAGCGUCAAGGCGGUCUGUGAAUCAGCCUUGGGAAGAAAAGUGGAUAUCCCCGAAGAUGACGAGGACGAGGUCUCCAAGUUACGGCGUGAGCUGGGCGAACUGAGAUCCAAGAACCAGGGAGAAACCAGCGAACAACGCUUGGAGGCUCUUCGUAAAGAGAAGGAUGCGUUGCUGAAGAUAAAAGAGCAAGAGGGAGAGGAAGAAAGGCUGUAGAGGGAGAUAGCUGAGCUGAGAAACAAUAAUGAAUCAACCAAGUUUGU
Chara braunii is the source of this 861-nucleotide messenger RNA. NCBI's taxonomy places the organism in Eukaryota, Viridiplantae, Streptophyta, Charophyceae, Charales, Characeae. The record is from the annotation of a GenBank genome assembly.